AUUUACUGUAGUUAUUAUCUCUAGUCAGUCAGAGCUCAGUUUCUCUCUUCUCUGAUAAGAAAGUAGCACCAGAAUUAAUCUUCUAAGCUAGCAAUGUACCAUUUACUUACCACACUAUUCUAAUCACAGACCGUGCCUCUGACACGCAUCCCUCCAUUGUACCUUUCCAAGCAACCAAAUAUAAACCCUUCAAUUUUUGCUCUUUUAUUUUCCUACCUCUGUAUACAUACGGUAUUGAGGCUAAAGGAAUACAUUUCCGCAAUACGUCACGUGUUUAAACAUCAUAAUUUCAGGGUAGUAAUUGAGCGGCGCUUGAAAUUCAAUUGGUCGCAUCUCAGCUCCUACUCACUGAACGAAAUAAUAGCCCACACUACCAACUAAAUUAACUCAGUCUACACCACAGGAGUUCAAUAAAGAUGACGGAGGGAGAAGAAGUCGGGCUUGAGAAGCGGUUGGGUUUGCUCAACGGAUGCGGAAUUAUCAUCGGCAACAUCGUCGGCUCUGGGAUUUUCAUUUCCCCGACUGGAGUGCUGACAAACUGCGGAUCAGUGGGAAUGUCCUUAGUCUUUUGGACCCUCUGUGGACUCUACUCUAUCUUAGGAGCUCUUUGCUACGCUGAGCUGGGGACGACCAUAAAAGCAUCGGGAGGAGAGUAUGCCUAUAUAUACGAAGCAUUCGGACCGUUAAUGGCCUUUAUGCAAAUGUGGGUAACGGUAUUAGUGAUUAGGCCGGCUGCGCAAGCUAUCGUGUCUCUUACCUUUGCUCAAUACAUCGUGCAGCCUAUCGCCGAUCACCUGGAAUUGGGAUGCUCGCCGGAAGACACCAAAACAGCCGUUUUGUGCCUCGCAUUUGCUUGCAUCUUCCUCAUCACCUUCAUCAAUUGCGUCAGUGUCAAAGUGAGCACCUGGAUCAACGAUAUCUUCAUGAUAGCCAAGGUGCUCUCUCUUGUCCUCAUUAUCGUUACAGGCGCAUUUCAUAUGAUCUUCAAGGGGCAGACCCAGAACUACAAAGGUGCAUUUGAAGGAACUAUUUGGAACCCGUUUGACUUGUCAAUGGCCUUCUACAGUGGAAUGUUUGCGUAUGCAGGCUGGAACUACCUCAACUUCAUGACUGACGAAAUUGUGAACCCCAAUCGAAAUCUUCCAUUGGCAAUCAUUAUUUCGCUUCCUCUCGUCACUGUUAUCUACGUCCUGGCCAAUGUUGCAUAUUUUGCUGCAAUGUCUCCCGAGGAAAUGAAAGCGUCAAGUGCUGUCGGAAUCAGUUUUGCUGAUGAGUUUUUGGGUCCUGUUUCCUGGAUCAUGCCAAUACUGGUGGCGUGCUCAACUUUCAGUGCAGUCAAUGGAAGCAUCAUGACCGGAUCCCGAUUGACGUUUGCAGGCGCCAAGAAUCGACAGAUGCCGCAGUUCCUGGCCAUGAUAAAUCUGGACUUCAAGACUCCGAUACCAUCCGUGUUUCUUACCGGUUUCAUCUCUUGCUUGAUGUGCUUGCCGGACGAUAUCGGAUCAAUUCUGAACUAUUUCAGUUUCGUGUUUUAUUUCACAAUCGAGCUCGCAGUGUGUGUGCUGAUAUUCUUGCGGUUUAAGCGUCCCGAGUUGGAACGACCUAUAAAGUUUCCGAUCGUGAUGCCGAUUGCGUUUGUUCUUAUCUGCACUUUAGUUCUGUUGCUCUCGAUCAAAGCGGACCCAAUGUCCACUGUCAUGGGACUUCUUAUGACUCUUUCGGCUAUUCCAGUUUACUUCAUAUUUGUAGUCUGGGAAGAUAAGUUGAGGAUAAUCUACAUUCCGCAGAUAGUUGAGAAGUUCACCCUUUUCCUCCAGAAGUGGCUCAAACUGGUACCAGAGAAAGCAGACAAUGCAAUCCAGAUGACACCGACCAGUGGCGAAAAGGGGGCCACGGAGGCCUAAGAAGAUUACUUUGGUGGGGGCUGUGGAUUCUUAUCAACCACUGCCAAAACUGUUGCGGUCAAUCAAUCACCGGACAAAGCACAACACAACAAUGGAUAAUAAUCAAGUAGCUGAAAUCACUCAAAUCGUCAAAUGCUUCAUAUAUUCUUACAGCAGCUGUAUUUUGUGUUUGAAACCUGUAAAUUGUAACCACCCUUUACUCUCAAGUAGUGCUCUUUUACUAGUUGUUUGCAAGGUAUAGCUCUUUGAAAUUUUGCAGAGACGCUUCAAAAAGCAGUGCUUUGAUUUGACAAAUUGUUUUGGCAAAGGUGGAUUUGUGUAGUAGUGUCUAUUUUGGAUCUUUUCGGAUGAUUUGCUGUCGCCGUUGAGACUGUUCGAAAAAUUAAAAUCAGAACUCACGAAAAGAUUCAUGUUCAACCUCGAAAUUGUUUAUUAUUAUGCUGAAAUUGAUUCCAAAAUCCCUGAUCUUGACUGUACCACUAUGAGAAGAGAAAAAAACAAGGUUUGAGCAAAGUUUGUUCAAUUGAAAUAUUGUCAGAGGGAAAAGCAUCAAUUUUGCGUGGAUUUUGGUUAUGAAAAAAGGAUGAGAUUUAAGUUUGAUGCGCACAACCGGCAAGUAGUUUUUCUCUGCCAAAGUUUACAGCAGUAUUCCAGUCAAUUACCUCAUUCUGAAUCUUUGCAGUUUACUGGUCAUAUUGUUUCUCUUGGUCAAAUUCUCUCUCCUAAUGGCUGUUAACCAAUUAUUAAUUAACCAACUGCUGCAGUUAAAUUCGUAAACAACUCGUUUCAUUUUCAAUCGUACUCGUUGAAAUAUCAGGACGAUUGUUCCAAGUUGGGUUCAAGGGUAUAUCUGUUUUUACUUUAUGAUAAUUAAUGGAUUCAAUUGUAUUUGUAUUUGGACUACUGUAUUCGCUAUUUGUAAAUUAAUCGAAGAUUAAGCUUACAAAUUCA
Messenger RNA from Symsagittifera roscoffensis, 2855 nucleotides. Its product is annotated as large neutral amino acids transporter small subunit 1-like. The transcript has 2 exons. Gene Ontology annotation, biological process: amino acid transmembrane transport. Gene Ontology annotation, cellular component: membrane. Gene Ontology annotation, molecular function: L-amino acid transmembrane transporter activity. The record is from RefSeq and is a predicted model, not a curated record. The coding region runs from base 417 to 1904 and encodes 495 amino acids. NCBI's taxonomy places the organism in Eukaryota, Metazoa, Xenacoelomorpha, Acoela, Convolutidae.